AGCCCUCUGGCCCUCUGUGCCCGCGCCCCUCCGUGACGCGUGGCACUGGCGCUCCAUGGAAGGGACUCGGCGACGCAUCGUCUAUGUAUCGGCGACAGGCCCCCGAUGGCCAGUCCGAGAUCUCUGGCAGACAGGCCGGGCAGCCAAUCGCACGAGGAACGAGCCACGCUUCGAGAACCUCUCUCUUGCGGGCCGGCAGUGCCGCCCGCCCGCUAAUCCGAUCCUCGACGGCAGCGCCAUCGCGGACAGGGACGUAUGGCGGAGAUGAGCUUCUGUUUUUGGCGAGCGACGCUCUGGUGGUGAUUUUAACGCGGAUGAGAGACAGUCUCGCCGGAUACCUUGUUUGAGGCCGUGGCGAAGAACGAGCAUUGACACGGACGCGUCGGGCCUGUUCUUUCGCCUUGCAGCGUUUUGCAGGGGAGGGCUGAGUUCAAAAACGGUACCGCCUGUAGCGACGGCGCAGCCCCUGAGAUUUACGGGGCGCUGCCACAGCUCAUGUUGCUGGAGUUUUGGACAUGCCUCAGACAACGACUUCCCGAUUCUGGGUCCCCGGACCAGUCGAGCUGGGAAAUCAUUGAGUUCAUUUGAAUUCCAAAUUUUUCCAAAACCCAGAACUCUCACGGAAUUUCGUUGGCCUGGCAAGCUGGACGUCUGUUCGAAACGGAGCUUAUUAUGUCUGCAGGACCAUGUAUAAGAACCAGUACCCAGCAGCCUUGCGGCCACGUUCGGUUGUCGACCUGGGUUUUCAUGUGUUGCCGUUGUAUGCGUGCUUCGCCAGAGCAUUUUGCAGCUUCUCGUUGGGACAGCAGCUUUGUGAGGGUUUGGAUAUCCAAACCGCUUUCGACAGCAUGGCGCGCGGAGCCAUGACUUCUGCAUGCCAGUCGCGGGGGAUGCACCCUGCCUUGGCUGAGGCGUCGUUGCGGGAGGUUUAUGGCAUGAUGUGCAUCCUCACGCUGCCUGGUGCCGACCCUUCUGAUAUUUCUGAUUUGGGGCGGGGAAGCAAACCGAGUGGCAUCGACGCUCCAGGAGAGUUCAAUAUCGUGCUCGGCGCGGCCAUGGACAAGCUGCUAGCCCGUUGCGAACUCUGAGAUUACGGCUUCGCCCUGGAUCGGGUGUGCAAGCACCGCGUGUCCAAUCGCAUUUGGGCAGGCAGCGCUGUUUUACUAGCGUCUUGCGCUUACGAGUUCAACCGCAUUGUGCAUGACGUUGUUGGUGAGAUCGUCCGCGGGGGCUUCACGUGGAAGGCAUCAUCUUUGGAAUGCCUGCGUGCGGCCUGGUUGUGAAGAAACGACUUGCAGGUUUGCAGUCGUACAACGCCUUGCAGGUUUGCAGUACGACUUGCAGGUUUGCAGUCGUACAACGCCUGUUCGCUCUGUUAGUUAUGGCGGCGAUACUGUCACCUGCGCUGAUCAUGGAUUCGUUGCAGCCCAGAAG
Prorocentrum cordatum is the source of this 1434-nucleotide messenger RNA. Lineage: Eukaryota; Dinophyceae; Prorocentrales; Prorocentraceae. The record is from the annotation of a GenBank genome assembly.